CUUCCUUUCUCCACACAUUGAUUACAUUGGGAGUAGAAAAUGAAAGAAAAGGGAAGAAUCUAGUCUCCCAACACGUGUCACUCUCACACCACUCGUUUACAGAUAUAAAAGACUUUUGGCACGCACAUUUUCUCAAGCUAUUUAUUCUGGACUCUGCUAGUUCAAUCUCUCUGUUCAUACUAAUUAGUAUAAUUCUAUCAUUUUUGCAACCAAUACUGAUAAAGGUAAUCAACAAUAUCGUGUAUGUUUUCUGUUGCUGUUUAUUGUUUCGUAUAAUCAUCGUCUAGCCAUGUGACUGGAACUAGGGGUUGGAGUAACAAUAUGCAGAGAGAAAGAGGUGGCAGAGACAAUUUCAACUCCUUCAGCAGUCCAUUUGGAGGCAUAAUGUCAAGUAUAUUUUGGGGAAGAGACCCAUUUGAUGACCCAUUUUUCACUUGUCCUUUUACAAACUCGUCUCAGUCUUCCGUGUUACAUCCAAGAACUCCUUCUGAUGACUUGCAGCAGGUUGAUGAAUCUAAUAGUCCAGUCAUUCAAGAGAUAGAUAUGGAUGAUGAGGAAGAAGCACCGCUAGAACUAGAGGAGGACGACGUUAGUGGCUCUAAGAAGAAAAGAGACAGGGCUUAUGCUAACAGAAAUCCACUUGUUGAACACCCUGAAGAUCAAACUGAUGACCAUAGCAAGAACAAGAUCAUAAGCAAAGAUGUGACUCGUGGAAUGAAAGACAUGAAAUUGAAAGGAACUCAAUCUAAGACUCAGAGCAUGAGCUAUAGACGAGUUGCAUAUGGUGGAAUAGAUGGGACAUAUUACACUGCCACCACCACACGGAGGGCUGGAAGUGAUGGAAGGGUGCUGGAGGAGAGCAAGCAAGCAGAUAGAACAACUGGCCAAGCUACACAUAGAGUCUCCAGAGGCAUUCACGAUAAGGGGCACUCGUUGACGAGGAAGCUUGCCUCCGAUGGUAAGGUGGACACUAUGCAGACGUUGCAUAAUCUAGAAGAAGAUGAAUUAGCUGGCUUUGAACAGACAUGGAAGGACAAUGCUGAUAAGGAUGUCCAUGGGUGGAAGAGUGGGCCUGAUUUCCCUGCGAAUGCAGGAACAAGCAGUAAUUGGCUGACAAAUUGGGAAGCUGGAUUCCGGGAUCCAUUUAGCGGUGUUAGACCAACUAAUAACAGUUCUCAGCCGGGGACACAUAGUGGAAGAGCAAAGAAGGUCGUCAGGAUCAAUAUAGAGUGACAUGUACGCAUUCACCGGAUUGAUUUCGAGCCAGGGAUUGGAGAACUUCCUAGUAGUAGACUACAUUACACCCCUUUUAACCCCCCCCACCCCCACCCCCCGAAAAAAAGAACCUACAUAUUUGGUAGUUGCUUUAGGGUCUUGGUGAGGGGUGAUACUGUGUUGUAGUAUUAAUGCUUUAUCCAGGAAUGUUUUUGUUCUACUUAUUUAUCAUCAAGAAGAUUUAGUUUAUUAGGUGUGCUGUGAGCAUCACACACAAUUUUGAAUAAAUGGUGCUUAUAUUUAGUGAAGGAUAUGUUCUGAAAUGUUGAAGAAUAACUAUAUGCUCUAGUUUAUUUUUUCCUUUGUAUAUAAUUGAAAGAAAUUCUAAGCGACAGUAAUAUGAUC
Molecule: messenger RNA, 1620 nt
Organism: Capsicum annuum
Lineage: Eukaryota; Viridiplantae; Streptophyta; Magnoliopsida; Solanales; Solanaceae
Exons: 7
Coding region: 322-1233 (303 amino acids)
Source: RefSeq, a predicted model, not a curated record